This is a messenger RNA of Suncus etruscus (white-toothed pygmy shrew), 2478 nucleotides long. RefSeq names its product TBC1 domain family member 23 (gene TBC1D23). Gene Ontology annotation, biological process: retrograde transport, endosome to Golgi; embryonic brain development. Lineage: Eukaryota; Metazoa; Chordata; Mammalia; Eulipotyphla; Soricidae. The transcript is spliced from 19 exons. The record is from RefSeq and is a predicted model, not a curated record. Gene Ontology annotation, cellular component: trans-Golgi network. Bases 11 to 2110 code for a protein of 699 amino acids.
GUCAACAGCAAUGGCGGCAGGAGAGGAGGUUCUGCCAUUGCCAACCUCGAGCGACGACGGCUGGGAAAAAGAUCUUGAAGAAGCUCUGGAGGCUGGAGGCUGUGAUCUUGAGACUUUGAGAAAUAUAAUUCAGGGUAGAACCCUGCCUGCUGACCUGAGGGCCAAAGUCUGGAAGAUUGCUCUAAACGUUGCAGGAAAAGGUGAUAGUUUGGCAUCAUGGGAUGGUAUUUUAGACUUGCCAGAACAAAGUGCUAUUCACAAAGAUUGUUUGGAGUUGAUUGACCAACUUUCAGUGCCAGAAGAGAAGGCAGCAGAAUUACUUUUGGAUAUUGAAUCUGUUAUUACCUUUUAUUGUAAAUCACGUAAUAUUAAAUACAGCACAUCCCUUAGCUGGAUACAUCUUCUCAAACCACUGGUGCAUCUUCAACUGCCUCGCAGUGAUUUAUACAACUGCUUUUAUGCUAUCAUGAAUAAAUACAUUCCCAGGGAUUGUUCAAUGAAGGGGAGACCAUUUCAUCUUUUCCGAUUACUCAUCCAAUAUCAUGAGCCUGAGCUUUGUUCUUUUCUUGAUACAAAGAAAAUUACUCCAGACUCCUAUGCACUCAACUGGCUUGGAAGCCUUUUUGCCUGCUACUGUUCCACCGAAGUCACUCAGGCAAUAUGGGAUGGAUAUCUACAACAAGCAGACCCAUUUUUUAUUUAUUUCUUAAUGUUAAUAAUCCUUGUUAAUGCAAAGGAAGUUAUUUUAGCACAGGAGUCUGAUAACAAAGAAGAAGUUAUUCAAUUAUUGGAAAAUACCCCGUCCAGUUUGAAUACGGAAGAUACAGAAGACCUUUUCUCUCUGGCUCAGUACUAUUGCAGUAAAACACCAGCUUCAUUUAGGAAGGAUAAUCACCAUCUAUUUGGUAGUACUUUGUUGGGAAUAAAGGAUGAUGAUGCAGAUUUGAGUCAAGCUCUUUGUCUGGCUGUUUCCGUAUCAGAGAUUCUUCAAGCAAAUCAGCUGCAAGGGGAAGGAGUCCGGUUCUUUGUGGUGGAUUGCCGUCCUGCAGAGCAGUAUAAUGCUGGGCAUUUAUCAACUGCUUUCCACUUAGAUUCAGAUCUGAUGCUUCAGAAUCCAUCUGAAUUUGCACAGUCAGUAAAGUCCUUGCUGGAAGCACAGAAACAGUCCAUUGAAUCUGGCUCCAUUGCUGGAGGGGAGCAUCUGUGCUUUAUGGGCAGUGGCCGAGAGGAAGAAGACAUGUACAUGAACAUGGUUCUGGCACACUUUUUACAGAAAAGCAAAGAAUAUGUGAGCAUUGCCAGUGGAGGAUUUAUGGCACUGCAACAGCACUUGGCAGACAUUAAUGUGGAUGGACCUGAAAAUGGAUAUGGCCAUUGGAUUGCUAGUACCUCAGGAUCUAGAAGCAGUAUCAAUUCUGUUGAUGGUGAAUCUUCUAAUGGCUCAAAUGAUAGAGGAAUGAAAUCAUUAGUAAAUAAAAUGACUGUUGCUUUGAAGACAAAGUCUGUUAAUGUCAGGGAAAAAGUCAUCAGUUUUAUUGAAAAUACAUCAACUCCUGUGGACCGAAUGUCUUUCAAUCUUCCUUGGCCAGACAGAACAUGUACAGAGCGGCAUGUGAGCAGCAGUGACAGAGUGGGCAAGCCUUACCGUGGUGUAAAACCUGUUUUCAGCAUUGGGGAUGAAGAAGAAUAUGACACAGAUGAAAUCGACAGUUCUUCAAUGUCAGAUGAUGAUAGAAAAGAGGUUGUAAACAUUCAGACUUGGAUAAACAAACCAGACAUCAAGCAUCAUUUUCCUUGUAAAGAGGUGAAAGAAAGUGGACACAUGUUUCCUAGUCACCUGUUGAUUACUGCAACACAUAUGUACUGUUUAAGGGAAAUUCUUUCACGAAAAGGACUGGCUUAUAUACAAUCUCGACAAGCACUAAAUUCUAUCGUUAAAAUUACAUCCAAAAAAAAACAUCCUGAGCUAAUUACCUUCAAGUUUGGAAACAACAGUGCUUCAGGAAUGGAAAUCUUGGCAAUUGAAAGGUAUUUGAUUCCAAAUGCAGGAGAUGCAACCAAAGCCAUCAAACAACAGAUCAUGAAAGUUUUGGAUGCUUUGGAAAGUUAAUGCACAAGAAAAUUAUUUAAAAGAAAUCAAAGCAACCAAGAGAAACUAGGACAUAUUUUCCUGACUGGAUGUUAACUGGAGACUUUUCAUUUGCUCAAGAGUAGCAGCUCAAAGAAAGUGUAAAUUAUUAUACUUUAAUGGAAGAGCAGAUUUAAGAAAGUAUAAAUUAUUAUAAUCAAUCUCUGGGCCGCUUUUUAUUUUAUUUUCAUUUUUGGUUUUGUAAAACACUUUGUUAUAUAAAGCUCAGUUAUUAAAUGACUUUCAAGAAACUGACCCUGUGUCCUCAGGAACCUGAGGGUACAGAAUGCAGUUCUGUUUUGAAGAGCUGUUUCAAGGAAAUAGGCAUCACUUUCAGAUUUAACAGUAAA